Molecule: messenger RNA, 1223 nt
Organism: Balaenoptera ricei (Rice's whale)
Lineage: Eukaryota; Metazoa; Chordata; Mammalia; Artiodactyla; Balaenopteridae
Gene: BCL2L12
Product: BCL2 like 12
Exons: 7
Coding region: 115-1056 (313 amino acids)
Biological process (GO): regulation of apoptotic process
Source: RefSeq, a predicted model, not a curated record
ACCGUCGUUUGGGUGACUCCAAAACCAAAGAGGCUGCUCGAUAAGCGGGUGCGCCGCCCCCCAACCCCAUGCUAUUUUUAGGCCUUCCGACCGCGGGCAUGCUGGGAACGUCACAUGCAAAUUAGGCGGGACCCAACGCUCCGCCCCUCUACGUUUGGGCCGUCACCAACCUGGCCCAGGGCGCAGGCGCGGGAAAGUUCAACUAAGAAAAGAAAGUUUAUACAAGUUCAGUGGAGGAGGUGGCGGCGGCGGGGCCCGGGACCAGCUCCCUCUCUCACAGGUGCCCCCAUGGCAGGCUCGGAAGAGCUGGGGCUCCGAGAGGACACGCUGAGGGUCCUAGCUGCCUUCCUAAGGCGGGGUGAGGCUGCGGGGUCUCCCAUUCCGACCCCACCCAGGAGCCCUGCCCAAGAGGAGCCAACAGACUUCCUGAGCCGCCUUCGAAGAUGUCUUCCCUGCUCCCUGGGGCGAGGAGCAGUUCCCCCUGAGUCCCCUCGGCCUUGCUCCCUGCCCCUCCGGCCAUGCUAUGGUUCAGAGCCUGGCCCAGCUACUCCAGAUUUCUAUGCCCUGGUGGCCCAGCGGCUGGAACAGCUGGUCCAAGAGCAACUGAAAUCCCCACCUAGCCCAGAAUUACAGGGUCACGCACCCACAGAGAAGGAAGCCCUGCUGCGAAAGCUGGUGGCCUUGCUGGAGGAAGAGGCAGAAGUCAUCAACCAGAAGCUGGCCUCAGACCCCGCCCUGCGGCGCAAGCUGGCCCGCCUCUCCGCCGGUUCCUUCAGCCGCCUAGUGGAGCUCUUCUCUAGCCGGGAGGGCAACCCUCGCCCAAGCCAAGCACGCCCCUCGCUGCCGUGCCCCGGGCCCCCACCGCCUUCCCCGGAGCCUCUGGCCCGCCUAGCCCUGGCCAUGGAGCUGAGCCGGCGCGUGGCCAGGCUGGGGGGCACCCUGGCCGGUCUCAGCGUAGAGCACGUGCACAGCUUUGCGCCCUGGAUCCAGGCCCACGGGGGCUGGGGGGGCAUCCUGGCAGUUUCACCUGUGGACUUGAACUUACCCCUGGACUGAGCUUUUCCUCAGAAGCUGCUACAAGAUUGGACCUCAUGUCCCUGCACUCUUUUUCCAAGCCUUCCUAUUCCACUCAGGGCUGUGGGGUGGUGCCCACCCUCUCUGUUUUUGCCAAAAAAAAAAAAAAAAAGUUUAAAAUGUUUUGACAUUAAAAACUUUUUAAAGUA